CCCUGGUAUAUACGGGGGCCCCAGCCGCGCGGGGUCUCUAAUCUGCCAUUUUCUGUCUUUGAGCAAGUGUCUCGCUCUCCAGAUUCCCUCUGUUUUCCUCACAGGCUUUAUUCCUCCUGCUGGCCCACCACCUCAGGAGAACGAUGGCCGCAGAGUCCAGAGCCACUGCCGCCAUCGCCGCGGAGCUGGUUUCCGCCAAAAUGGAAGAAGAUGCUCCUGCUCCUUCUACCUCUGCAGAUAAAGCAGAGAGUCUGGAUGUGGAUAGUGAAGCUAAGAAACUAUUGGGUUUAGGACAGAAACACCUAGUGAUGGGGGAUAUUCCAGCAGCUGUCAAUGCAUUCCAGGAAGCAGCUAGUCUUUUAGGUAAGAAGUAUGGAGAGACAGCUAAUGAGUGUGGAGAAGCCUUCUUUUUCUAUGGGAAAUCACUUCUGGAGCUGGCAAGAAUGGAGAAUGGUGUGUUGGGAAAUGCCCUGGAAGGUGUGCAUGUGGAAGAGGAGGAAGGAGAAAAAACAGAAGACGAAUCUCUGGUAGAAAAUAAUGAUAACAUAGAUGAGGAAGCAAGGGAAGAGUUGAGAGAACAGGUUUAUGACGCCAUGGGAGAAAAAGAAGAAGCCAAAAAAAUAGAAGACAAGUCUCUGGUAAAGCCUGAAACUGAUAAAGAACAGGAGGCUGAAAUGGAGAAGGGUGGAAGAGAAGAUAUGGAUAUAAGUGAGCCUGCAGAGGAACUACAGGAAAAAGUUGAAUCAACUCCAGAUAAGUUAACUGAAACCAAUGGGAAAGCUAAGGAAGCCACAGCACCAGAAGGACUGCGUGAAGCUGAGGUCCCUUCUGGAAAGCUGGAACAGGAAGCGCCAGACGCUGAGGCAGGAAAAUCAGUUUCUGCACUUGAUGCCCAAGAAGAAUGCAGAGAAAAAGGAGGUCAGGAGAAACAGGGAGAAGUAAUUGUGAACAUAGAGGGGAAGCCAAAAGAAGCUUCAGGAAAGCAGCCUGUUGUGACUCCAGAAAAGCGGGGCAGUGCAUUGGAGGUAGAAGCAGAGCCUGUAGAUCCAACAAUCAAGCCAGUGGAUGUGGGUGGGGAUGGGCCAAAAGAGCUGGUAGCUGCUUCUGUAAAUGAGCCAGGAAAGGCUGUUCUUGAGCAGCUGGUAGGGCAAGAAGUACCUCCUGCUGAAGAGUCACCAGAGUUGAUAGCAGAGGCUGUAUCAGAAGUUCCUGAGAAGCUUGGGCAGGAGGCCAUAGUUCUUCCUAAGGAUGGUGCAGUCAAUGGACUGUUGGCUGCAGGAGAUAAGACUCCUAUUGAACCGCAGACUAAUGCAGAAGGACUGACAGAAAUGAAAGACGACUCAGAACUAGAGGAGGUCGGGGCAAAGUUGGUUCCUAAGGAGGAGAACAAGCUGUCCACAGAAGAGUCUGAGGUAGCUGGAGAUGGGGUUGAUACUGAGGUAGCUCAGGGGGCUACUGUGGAAUCUCCUGAAGACAAAGUUAAGAUAGCUGCUAAUGAAGAAGCACAAGAGAGAGAAGAACAGAUGAAAGAGGGUGAAGAAACUGAAGGCUCAGAAGAGGAGGAUAAAGAAAAUGACAAGGCUGAAGAAACACCAAAUGAUUCAGUUCUUGAAAACAAGUCACUUCAAGAAAAUGAAGAGGAGGAGAUUGGGAACCUAGAGCUUGCCUGGGAUAUGCUGGAUUUAGCAAAGAUCAUUUUUAAAAGGCAAGAAACAAAAGAAGCUCAGCUUUAUGCUGCACAAGCACAUCUUAAACUUGGAGAAGUCAGCGUUGAAUCUGAAAAUUAUGUCCAAGCUGUGGAAGAGUUCCAAGCUUGCCUUAAUCUGCAAGAGCAGUACCUGGAAGCCCAUGACCGUCUCCUUGCAGAGACCCACUACCAGCUAGGCUUGGCCUAUGGAUAUAACUCUCAGUAUGAUGAGGCAGUGGUACAGUUCAGCAAAUCCAUUGAAGUCAUUGAGAAGAGAAUGGCCGUACUAAAUGAGCAGAGGAAGGAGGCCGAAGGAUCACCUGCUGAAUAUGAGAAAGAAAUUGAGGAGCUGAAGGAGCUGCUACCUGAAAUCAGAGAGAAGAUAGAAGAUGCAAAGGAGUCCCAGCAUAGUGGGAAUGUAGCUGAAUUGGCUCUGAAGGCAACUCUGGUGGAGAGCUCGACUUCAGGUUUCUCUCCUAGUGGAGGAGGGUCUUCAGUCUCUGUGGUUGCCGGUAGAAAGCCAACAGAUGGAGCUUCCUCAUCAAAUUGUGUGACUGAUAUUUCCCAUCUUGUCAGAAAGAAGAGGAAACCAGAGGAAGAGAGUCCCCGGAAAGAUGAUGCAAAGAAAUCCAAACCAGAGCCGGAGGUGAAUGGGGGCAGUGGGGACACUGCCUCCAGUGGGAAGGAAGUCUCAGAAAACAUGGAGGAGGAGGCUGGGAAUCAGGCUGAGAGCCGGGCAGCAGUGGAGGCCGGAGCUCCAGUUGAAAGCACUGCAUGUUAAGAGAGGGAGCAGAGCCUUCCUCUCAAGGGAAAGUGUUUUUGUAUAUAAUGUAUUUUUUCACUUUUGGGGGAUUCUUUUUGUAUAACUUCAAUAAAGAUUGUAAGCAAAGGUU
This is a messenger RNA of Manis pentadactyla (Chinese pangolin), 2580 nucleotides long. It is a transcript of the gene NASP, whose product is annotated as nuclear autoantigenic sperm protein. The transcript has 15 exons. Lineage: Eukaryota; Metazoa; Chordata; Mammalia; Pholidota; Manidae. The record is from RefSeq and is a predicted model, not a curated record. Gene Ontology annotation, molecular function: histone binding. The coding region runs from base 144 to 2468 and encodes 774 amino acids. Gene Ontology annotation, cellular component: nucleoplasm. Gene Ontology annotation, biological process: CENP-A containing chromatin assembly; DNA replication-dependent chromatin assembly.